This is a messenger RNA of Helianthus annuus (common sunflower), 748 nucleotides long. RefSeq names its product 60S ribosomal protein L24. Gene Ontology annotation, biological process: cytoplasmic translation. NCBI's taxonomy places the organism in Eukaryota, Viridiplantae, Streptophyta, Magnoliopsida, Asterales, Asteraceae. Gene Ontology annotation, molecular function: structural constituent of ribosome; mRNA binding. The transcript is spliced from 5 exons. Gene Ontology annotation, cellular component: cytosolic large ribosomal subunit. The record is from RefSeq and is a predicted model, not a curated record. Bases 112 to 597 code for a protein of 161 amino acids.
GAUUUUACAAGGGUGUAAUUAGUAAUGUUAAAGUUAUAAAUACACAAGAAGUAUUUGGGGCACCUAGGGUUUCAUCUUCUUCCACAAACAACAGGAGCAGCAGCCGCCAAUAUGGUUCUCAAGACUGAGCUCUGCCGUUUCAGUGGCCAGAAAAUUUACCCUGGAAGGGGUAUUAGGUUUAUUCGGUCUGACUCGCAGGUCUUCCUGUUUGCAAAUUCUAAAUGCAAGAGGUACUUCCAUAACAAGCUGAAGCCCUCGAAGCUCACAUGGACCGCCAUGUACCGAAAGCAGCACAAGAAGGACCUUGCUCAAGAGGCUGUGAAGAAAAGACGUCGUGCUACCAAGAAGCCUUACUCCAGGGCUAUUGUGGGAGCAACUUUGGAAGUCAUUCAGAAGAAGAGAAGUGAGAAACCUGAAGUCCGUGAUGCCGCUAGGGAGGCCGCCCUUCGUGAAAUCAAGGAAAGGAUCAAGAAAACGAAGGACGAGAAGAAAGCGAAGAAAGCAGAAGUGGCGUCAAAACAGAAGGUUCAAGCCAAGGGUGGCAAUGUGCCCAAAGGUAAGGGACCUAAGCUUGGUGGUGGCGGUGGGAAGCGUUGAAAUUCUGUUACUGUUUUCUAGAUGUUACAUGGUGGUUUUGGAUCUGUUGAUUUUGUUGAGGCAAACCUUUGUUUUAGCUGUUUUUUUAUCACUCACAGUAUUUGUUUUGUGAAAUUGAAGUCAAUUAGUUUUAUAAUGUUUUUGUGGUUUG